Messenger RNA from Neurospora tetraspora, 2895 nucleotides. RefSeq lists its product as uncharacterized. The transcript is spliced from 7 exons. Lineage: Eukaryota; Fungi; Ascomycota; Sordariomycetes; Sordariales; Sordariaceae. Bases 1 to 2895 code for a protein of 964 amino acids. Gene Ontology annotation, molecular function: protein binding. The record is from RefSeq and is a predicted model, not a curated record.
AUGGGACCUCCGCGGAAGCAAGAGGCUUCGCAAAAGUUGAAGCGGCUCAAAGAGUUCUUCCGAUCCGGUGGGAAACGUCAACAGCCUCAAACCCCCAGACGCUCGGAAGAUGACAAGAGCCCGCUAUCCCCGGCACGGACCCUGUCUUUCUCCAGUUAUCUUGAAAAAGUGGAGGAGGAAAACAAACGGCGUCUCCAGGCGGCAGCGGAUCUUUACCAAGCCAUCAACCAGAACGACCAUAUCAGCGUCGUUGAGCUGUAUCAGAAACACGCCGCUCUUAAUCCCCGAGACAAAAGAGGGCGAACUCCUCUUCACACUGCUGCCGAGCUGGGCCGAGAUAAUAUCCUUCACUUUCUCCUGGAACAGAAAGGUGUUGGCCUCGAUGCCACCGACAUUCAAGGUUUUACUGCACUGCACCUCGCAAGCAUCAAUGACCAUUCCGAUUGCGUCUUUUAUCUAUUGAAGAGGGGAGCAAAUGCUCAGCUUGUCGAUGGGAACGGCCACUUGCCAUCAUUCUACGCGUCAACUGACACGAAAAACAAGUUCGACAAUCCCCCUAUUGUUCACGGCAGCGACCAGUAUGCCGCUGUCAACCACUGGAUAAACAAGGCUGCGUUCAAUACAGGACCGAUAUCUCCUGAAGGUGCCCGAGAGGAGGUGUGUCGCUAUUUCCAAGGCAGCCUCUGGGUACCCGACCUAUCCACAAGAUGGCGUGUACUUCCGAUCUGGGACUUGGUGUAUGAUCAUGAACACUCUGAGGAUCUUUACACGCGGUUCAACAUUCCCAAGAAACGGUCGGAGGCCAAAAAGAAAUGGAUCCAUCUGCCAAUUGCUAGCAGGGACCUUGUUCUUGACCUUGCGAAGAGGAUCUACGCUGCUUCAGGACGCGAUCUACAGUCAUAUCAGAAGAUCGAAAAGCUUGUCAACGACAUGUUCAAACAGGUUGAUGUGACAGGUCCGGAGGGAAAGGUGCACUUCAAGUUCAAGAGCUUGAAGCACGGCGGCCCAACCGACCCUGACGAUGAACGACCUACGUCAGAAAGCAUUUAUGCGAUGGCACUUCCUGUGGUCGAUGUUGAUAAGAAAGACUAUGUUUCGAUGGCGCUGGUAGCCCAAGAACAAGCGAAGAAGAAAGCGAAGCCGAGGCAAGAAACAAAGUUGCACCUUGAUGAUCGAUCAAGGAAGCACUUUAGCUAUAUGCUCAAGGCAGUGGGCUUCAUGGACCAACCGCUGCCUCGUUGCCUCGACCAAUCUUAUCAUGACGACUUGGAUAACGAAAAACUGGACUUCCUCAAUAAUGACCAGGUCAUGGUACGAUACAUCAGAUACAUGAAGAACAGAUGUUCACGGAUUCUCAAUGAAAUGGGCUAUCCGACUGACCAUGACUUUACGGAUCCAAACGAAAAGACAAAAGUCAAUGCGCAGUAUGAAGAGACAGAGCCUGCACCUCAACAUGAACCCGACCAGCACCAGCAACCAAUGGACACCCAAGCAGGAUCACCAGAAAAUGACAGAACUCCGGCACAAGACGACACGGCACGUCAUAUUCCCAGGGGACAAGGGCCGCAGCCGGUGGAACAGACAUCUUUCGAGGCACCGCGACCUCCACACAGCCCACGAAGGACUUACACUGGUGCUUCAACGACGUCACAGUCGCAAGGCCGAUUCUCGAUUCAACGCUCAGACACCGAGACAAGCAUGUCUCCAGAGGAUUCGAAGAGGCUUUUUGAGUCUCUGCAUAGUGAAUCGAGUAACCAGAAGAAGCUGGCGCAAUCUGGGCACCCAGUCAUGUUAUCCAGAGUGGGCCCUACUAUCGGACCCCCGAAGUCUCCUGACCAAACCCAACAUCGGGCAGGCCCACUGGCCACGGCAACGCCUGCAACGCCUGGCACCCCUGGUACCUUGGUGAAGGAACUUGCGGACACCGGGGACCAGGGAAACGCGAACACCGGUGGCCCGGGACAUGUGCUUGCGUCUGAACCUAUCUCCUUACAAGAGUCAGAUGACUUUUUAACUGUCCCGUAUUUUUGGCUUUUCAAACUCGACGCAGACACAAUAGUCACUCUAUACCCGGAGAGGUGGGACAGGGGGAACGAACAACAACUGCAGCUUCAUAUCCUGGAAAGCAUCAGUGAUGACCGACACAUUCACAACAAAAGCCAUGAAAACGGCGGCGAGGACUUGAAUAUAGAUAUUGUAUCCAAGGCUAUUCUGAAAGCGUGCAUGUCUUUUGAGGCAAAGGCGCUUGUCCCGUCUCUCAACCCGGAUGCCAUCUUCAAUGAUGACGAACAUCACGGUGGUCAGCUCAGAAGAGUGCUGCUUCCAUACACAGAGGCCUUUUCAGCCUCAAUCGCUCAGCUUAAAGAAACCGCCAUCCUUAUUGACAUCGAUGACACCAUUGGUGAGAUCGGGAUUAUUAAGCGAGUCUUGUCAAAUCAGGCCAAGGUCUUUGAUCGAUUCCAUAGUGAGGUUCGAGGCAAGAACCCUAACAAGGUUGCCAAACCACACGAGGGAGAGAUCCUGGCACGGUUUGAUAUGCUCGAGGAUGAAGCUAAACGUGUCCGGUCCAUGGUUACCACCUUGCUGGACUUGCGUCAACGAGAAGCAACUCUCGAGGACGCUCUAUCCAUGGGUGAGCAGUCGACAAUGCUCUUUGUUUUCACUGCAGUGACGGUUCUGAUAUGUACCAAACGAAGAAUACGGCAUGGUGGAGAAGGACGUGGUCGACUGUAUUUGAAAGAGGGGGCCGUGGCAAAGCGGUGGUGCGAGGAACAACGGCUGGGAUUCGUCAAAGCCCAAGAGCACAAGCCCCGAGCCGAGACGCCACUGCACAUGGUGCUACUCGACCAGAACAUGCAGGUGCGGAAUCUGAUUUGCAGCUUGUCGGAAGCUUAA